Messenger RNA from Pomacea canaliculata, 717 nucleotides. RefSeq names its product complement C1q-like protein 3. Bases 1 to 546 code for a protein of 181 amino acids. NCBI's taxonomy places the organism in Eukaryota, Metazoa, Mollusca, Gastropoda, Architaenioglossa, Ampullariidae. Gene Ontology annotation, molecular function: protein binding. The transcript is spliced from 3 exons. The record is from RefSeq and is a predicted model, not a curated record.
AUGACUGUAUACAGGCACAGAUGGGAUAUUAGGAGUACAGUAGCAUGUUUUAACAGGACAAUCAAGAAGGCUGGAUUUCAGAAGAGGAGUAUCAUGCCCUACACUUUGAAGAGGAUCGGACUGAACAGGAGGAGCAAGCUUCUACCUGUCACCAUCUGCAACAUGAAUAAAUUCAAGGCCACAUUUAAAGAUGACAUAUCAUCGUGUGAAGCUUGGAAAGUGGUCAUCUUUGACACAGCGCAGACAAACAUAGGCAACGCCUACAGCCCUACCACCGGGGUCAUCACGGCUCCUUACCGCGGGGACUACGUCUUCGUUUGGCGAACCUUCACUCGUGGCGGAGCUGAUGCAAACUGGGAUUUGUACAUCAAUGACCAGAUGGCGCUGCGAGCUCGAUCUAACACUUCAAGCGACUCUAGUAACGAGAGUGUGCUGCCCGUCACUCUCCAGGCCGGAGACCGGGUCUAUGUCAAGAGUCAAGGCAAUUUGAAUUUUUGGGCACUGAACCAUAGCAUCUUUGCCGGGUGGCUUGCCAUGGCAUUUUAGGCUUCGUUUACUGGCGAAAAGAGGAACAAAAAUAAGCGAUAUCAAUACCGUUUUAUGGAUAUUGCCUUUACUUAUCAUUCCAACUGACUCUUACUAUUGUUGUUUUCUGUUUUAUUUAGAAGUGCAACCACUCUGUAAUCUCAGGCAAAUAUCAAACAUCAACAAGCUCUC